Messenger RNA from Salvelinus namaycush (lake trout), 1373 nucleotides. RefSeq names its product probable G-protein coupled receptor 132. The record is from RefSeq and is a predicted model, not a curated record. Gene Ontology annotation, molecular function: G protein-coupled receptor activity. Gene Ontology annotation, biological process: negative regulation of G2/M transition of mitotic cell cycle; G protein-coupled receptor signaling pathway; G1/S transition of mitotic cell cycle. NCBI's taxonomy places the organism in Eukaryota, Metazoa, Chordata, Actinopteri, Salmoniformes, Salmonidae. The transcript has a single exon. The coding region runs from base 1 to 1074 and encodes 357 amino acids. Gene Ontology annotation, cellular component: membrane.
AUGCAUGACCCGAGUGUGACUCAGACCAGCGUGGCUGCCAUCAACUGUAGCACUGAUGCUCCCCCGUGCACCCCGAACUACGAAGAGGACCGCGUGCCCCUGGUGGUGCUUUACAGUGUGGUGCUGGUCAUCGGGCUGCCUGCCAAUAUCGCUACUGUCUACCUGACCUUCCUCCAGGUGUGCCGCAAAAAUGUCCUGGGCAUCUACCUGUUGAGUCUGUCCGUGUGUGACCUCAUGUACCUCUGCACCCUGCCCAUGUGGGCCAACUACGUGAACGCGGGCCACCAAUGGCGCUGGAGCUCAAUGGCUUGCAAGGUGACGGGCUACUUCUUCUUCAACAACAUGUACAUCAGCAUCUUCCUGCUGUGCUGCGUCUCCAGUGACAGAUACGUGGCCGUGGUCUACGCCGUGGAGUCGCGCGGCCUUCGCCGACAGAGACUGGCGGUUGCAGUUACCGUGGCCAUCGUCUUGGUGGUGUUCGUGGGCCACGUGCCGGUGUUUACCAUGCCAGAGGGCGAUGCGGCAGAGGGGCAGCGGCGCUGCUUCGAGCCAGGCAAGGGCACGUCCACCGUGACGGGUUUCAACUAUGCCCGCUUCGUCAUUGGCUUCCUGUUCCCCCUGGUUGUGCUGGUGGUUACUAACCGUGCCAUCCUGGCCAACGUGCAGGCUAGCACAGGGCUACGGCAGUGCCAGAAGGAGCGGGUGCGCUACUUGGCGUUCGCCGUGGUGGUCCUCUUCCUGGUGUGCUUCGCGCCAUACCAUGUCAUUCUGCUGCUGCGCGCAGUCACCUUCCACUUCACCGAGCUGCAGAAGUGCCAUUUCCAGGAAAGCCUCUAUACCCCUUACACUAUCUCCCUGGGCCUGUCCACCUUCAACAGCGCCAUCAACCCCAUCCUCUAUGUGCUUUCCAGCGACAACAUCCGCAAGGAGCUGCGUCGCGGCCUUGCAGGCCUCCGGGGGCGGGCCACCCUGCGGCCGCGUUCCACCGACAGCAGCCAGCACAAGAUGCACAACUCCAAGAACUCGUCAGAAGUGGCGGCCGCCACACAAGAGGCGGAAAAGCAUGGUCGUUGAUGGCAGAGGAAGGUUAGGGGUUUGAUGUUCAGUAUAUAUGCUCAAACUAUGGGAGCCAGAGGGAUAUGCAGGUGUGACUACUGAAGGAACCCUGGACUGGUGACUUGCAGGUACUCUGGAAUAUUAAACAGACUCAGCAUAGAGCCAGGUGGAACCCCAAACAUAGCAAGAGCAAUGGGGGACGAUGUAAUCCAUCUAUCCCAGAAUCUGACUAAGGAAAUUAUAUAAUUGAAACGGUUCAAGCAGGGGCAUUGUCUCCCUAUAGAUGGCAUCAUUCUAACAAGACUCGCAGUUGCCAG